Molecule: messenger RNA, 1317 nt
Organism: Aspergillus campestris IBT 28561
Lineage: Eukaryota; Fungi; Ascomycota; Eurotiomycetes; Eurotiales; Aspergillaceae
Exons: 2
Coding region: 1-1317 (438 amino acids)
Source: RefSeq, a predicted model, not a curated record
AUGGCUGAAUCAACCCUUGAGGGUCUUCCCACCGAGCUUAAGAUUCUCAUCUUAUUCCGAGUGCAGGACGGCGAUACCCUCAAAUCCCUCGUGCUUGCAUCACCCGGAUACCACCAGGCAUAUCUUGCAGUGAGAAGCGAACUACUUGGAUGUCUUGUAAAACGGCAAUAUAGUGGAUUUCUUGACCUGGCAGAAGCGCUCACUGCUGUGCGGUCACAAGGCGUGCAUUUUAGCCUCCAGAUGAAAAACGCAAUUCUUUUGCUGGAUAAUUGGCGCCGCAGAAAUGAGAUUCGUGGGCUCAGUCAAUCCUCGUCGAAUCAAUUGGACGAGCCUAACGGCCUAGGGGAAAUUAUAAAACUACUCCAUUUUCACAAAAUGCUGUGUUUUUUCCUUGAGGACUUUUCAAUCAAUGCACCAAGGCCCCCAUGGAUCCAGCCUAUCCAAUGGGAAAACGAGUGCCUGCCUUUACAGUUGUUGCAUUCCGAAAAGCGCCGUUUCCUAAGGGCGAUGUGUCGAUUCCAAAUUCUGAAAAAUAUCUUCGGGGACCCAGUCCACUGUUUCGGGCACGAAAGUUGUGAUUCAUGCGGGCGCAGGAAAGUCUGGCAGUUAGGGGAAACACACGAAUUACGAGAUCUCAAAAGAGCACACGGUGCUUGGUACAUUCACGAGAUGGCAUAUCAGUUAUUCUAUGGCACCAUACCCCCUUGGGAACACGAAGAAAUGGGCAGCGUGUUCAGUUAUCUUAUUACAAAGACCAAGGCUAUUUCCAAAGAAGUUACAGACGACUUACAACAGCUCAGCAAGAGUACACCAUGCGAGUUCUUUUGGGAUAUUCUUCCUAUAGAACAACGGCCACCUUCAGGUUGUGAAAUUGAGAGUGAACGUGACCUUGUUCACUUCCACCAACAUUUCGAGGGAUUGGCGGGGCUAGGGCCUGAAUUUCUAUAUCGCGUUCUACAUAUGGAUCGGCUUUCUCGACGUAAUCUCGUUUGCAUCAAUACCCGGGGCUUCUGGCCGGGCCCAUUCAUCGGACUCAGAAUCGGGCUGUCGUGGGAUCAUAAGUUCCCCUUUAUCGAUCCAGCGGAUCGGUAUGAGUCCCAGAAUUUUGAACAGCUCUGGUCUACCCUGUCCCCUCUUGAACAGCCUACUGUGGGUUGGAAGAAAGCAUGGCUGCUGCCCCAUAAUGAGGAAGACAUACUUGAGGAUUCCAUGGAUUUCAAUCGGGAGUCUGAGACGGACUGGGAAUGGAGUUACGCUCUUUGGGAUGAGAGAAGAUUGAAGGAGUGGGAAGCACCAUUGCUAGUAGAGGACAGCUAG